AUGGGAUUUCCUGAUGGCCAUGAGACUGGAACGUUCCUCGCCCUCGACAUGGGCGGAACCAAUUUGCGUGUCUGCGAGAUCAUCUUACUUGAAGAAAAGGGUGAGUUCGACAUAAUCCAGUCAAAAUAUCGGAUGCCGGAAGAAUUGAAAACGGGAGAAUCCGAAGAGCUGUGGGAAUACAUUGCGGAUUGUAUCCAACAGUUCAUUGAGUAUCACCAUGAAGUUGAAGAUCUGGAAAAGCUGGACAAAAUCCCUCUUGGUUUCACCUUCUCAUUUCCAGCCACCCAGAAUUACAUAGACAAUGGCAUCCUCCAGCGCUGGACAAAAGGGUUUGAUAUCUCUGGCGUCGAGGGAAAGGAUGUCGCCCCCCUCUUUGAAGCCGCCCUUGCCAAACGAAAACUCCCCAUCAGACUCAGCGCCUUAAUCAAUGACACCACUGGUACCCUGAUUGCCUCAGCGUAUACCGACGACACCAUGAGAAUUGGCUGCAUCUUCGGCACCGGAUGCAAUGCUGCCUAUAUGGAAAAUUGCGGCUCCGUACCCAAAAUAGCCAGCUACAACCUGCCCCCGGAUAUGCCUAUCGCGAUCAAUUGCGAAUAUGGUGCAUUCGACAACGAGCACAUAGUCCUCCCUCGCACACCUUACGACGUCGUUGUCGACAACGACUCGCCUCGCCCCGGCCAGCAAGCUUUCGAGAAGAUGAUAGCAGGCCUGUAUCUUGGCGAAUUAUUCCGUCUUGUGCUCGUAGAUCUGCACGACAACAAGAGCUGCAAAGUCUUUCAAGGGCAGAACAUCAGCAAGCUGCGGAAAGCAUACACGCUUGAUUCUUCCUUCCUCUCCAUGAUCGAAGAAGACCCUUUCGAGAAUUUGUCAGAAACUGGUGAUCUGUUUCAUAGAGAAUUGGGCAUCAAAACAAACAAACCCGAACUGGAACUCUGUCGCCGCCUUGCCGAACUAAUUGGCACUCGCGCUGCCCGCCUCUCAGCCUGCGGUGUUGCAGCUAUCUGCAAAAAGAAGAAUAUGGAGACUUGUCAUGUUGGCGCCGAUGGCAGUGUGUUCAACAAAUAUCCUCACUUCAAAGCUAGAGGAGCGGUAGCACUGAGAGAGAUAUUAGACUGGAAGGUGGGUGAGAAGGAUCCCAUCAGUAUUUUGGCUGCAGAGGACGGGAGCGGUGUGGGGGCGGCGUUGAUUGCCGCCUUGACGAUCAAGCGGGUGAAGGCUGGCAACCUUGCAGGCAUUAGAAAUGUCGAGGGGAUGGUGUAG
Letharia columbiana is the source of this 1263-nucleotide messenger RNA. RefSeq lists its product as uncharacterized. The transcript has a single exon. Gene Ontology annotation, cellular component: cytosol; mitochondrion. Bases 1 to 1263 code for a protein of 420 amino acids. Gene Ontology annotation, molecular function: fructokinase activity; mannokinase activity; glucokinase activity. NCBI's taxonomy places the organism in Eukaryota, Fungi, Ascomycota, Lecanoromycetes, Lecanorales, Parmeliaceae. Gene Ontology annotation, biological process: glycolytic process; glucose 6-phosphate metabolic process; intracellular glucose homeostasis. The record is from RefSeq and is a predicted model, not a curated record.